This is a messenger RNA of Moneuplotes crassus, 630 nucleotides long. Lineage: Eukaryota; Ciliophora; Spirotrichea; Euplotida; Euplotidae. The record is from the annotation of a GenBank genome assembly.
AAUUAUUAUGGGAAAUAGUGCAUGAUGUGCGGAUAGGAAGGACUACGACCAAAAAGAGGAGGACAAGAUGAGCAAAAGAUGCUCACAGAAUAAGAAUUUUAUAAGUGAUACUAACUGUGCGUGUAAAUGUGAGAAAUUGAACCAGAAUGAGAGGGAAGGGAAACUGAAUGAGUGUACAAAGGUUACUACUGGUGAUAGGACCCCUUCUUCAAAGAAUACACCUCACAGAAACCCAAUUAUCCCCUAUUUCGAGAUCAGUAACGAUUCAGAAGAUAGCCCAGAAAUUGAUUCGCCAAUGAAAGCUAAAAAUUUGACCCUAAAUCCAAGAAAUAAAGAGCUACUAUUAAAAAAGAAAAUUAGCGCUACUCGUCUAAUGGCUUCAGAAGUCUCUUCACAUAAAUAACAGAAUGAAACGCAAAAAGAACAAGCCAAGCGUCUCAAAACAAAGAAGGAGUUAUCAAAAGAGUAAAGAAGCAAUCAGCUUCGAAAACAGUAUUAUUAGACAGUACUCAAAACAUGGAGGAAUUGCCACUAAAAAUAAUUCAAAACAAAGGAAAUCUUUAUUUUUGGAUUAGACUGAAUGCAUUAAAUGUCUUGUCAUAUUGAGAUAAAUAGUAAACCUAUCAUUUC